Messenger RNA from Brassicogethes aeneus, 1693 nucleotides. The record is from the annotation of a GenBank genome assembly. Lineage: Eukaryota; Metazoa; Arthropoda; Insecta; Coleoptera; Nitidulidae.
GAUGUUUUCUGUCAAUUGUGAGGUGUUGAAGUGUCAACCAGAAUAAAGCAAAAUAAUUUCAAGAUAUCCCUAAUCUUGGAAUGAUUUUCAAAAUUUAUUUAGUCUGUUUACUAUUUAGUUUUGUGUGUUCUAUUUCCAAACAUCCCAUAUUAAUAGUUGUGAGUUAUGAUGCAUUCCGAUACAACUAUUUUGAUACAAAAAUGGUACCAAAUAUGGAAAAGCUAAGAAAAGCUGGGACUUACUCGGAUUAUUUGAUCAAUGUAUUUCCCACAAAAACAUUUCCAAAUCACCAUUCAAUUGCCACAGGGCUCUAUCCUGAUAUUCAUGGGGUUAUAGGAAAUACUUAUUAUGACCCCAAAGUAAAAUCUAUUAAGGGAAUGAGCUAUGAAAUGUAUCAUUAUGAUGAUCAUGUUAUACCUAUUUGGCGUUGGAAUGAAGAUAUGGAAGAUGGAAGAUAUUCUGCAAGUAUGAUGUGGCCUGGAGCUGCAUAUGAUUUCCAAAAUAAAAAUAUAACCCAUGUUAAGUCAUAUGAUCCCAAUUAUGAUUGGUUCAAAAGAAUUGAUGAUGUAAUUAAUUGGAUUAAACACCCUACUGAACCAGCAAAUUUAGUUAUGGUUUAUUUUGAAGAACCAGACACUCAUGGUCACGCAUUUGGUCCUAAUUCAAAGGUUGUAUUAGACUUACUGCAAAAAUUGGAUAAUGUCACAAAAUACUUGGAUGACCAACUGAAAAAAAAUAACCUGGAUGACCAUGUAAAUGUAAUCCAUUUGAGUGAUCAUGGCAUGAUAGCAGUAACACCUCCCAAAUUUAUAAACAUUACCCAAUAUUUAACCAAUGGAACAUACCAGUAUGCUGGGGCAAGCCCAUGCAUUCAAAUUAUACCAAAAGAAGGACACAAAGAUGAAAUCUAUGACAAACUGAAAAAGGCUUCAAUAAAAAACAAACAUUUCACUGUUUAUAAAAAGGAGGAAUUUUUCGAGAGAUGGCACUACAGCAAUGAUAGGGCUCCAGAGAUUUUAAUUAUGGCAGAGGAGGGCUAUGCUUUGGAGGACCUUAUUGUCGCCGCUCCUAUUUAUGCGCAUAAAUAUAACUUCACGCUCACAAAUUCGUCCGAAUUCGGUGUCCACGGCUACGAUUACACCAUGAAAGACAUGCACCCGUUCUUUAUGGCUCGCGGUCCUAAAAUAAAGAAACACCACAAAGUGGCUCCGUUCAACACGGUCGAUUUAUUCGACCUGUUCUGCGAAAUUUUGGACAUCACACCCACUCACAACAACGGCACAUUGGCGAACAUUCUGGAUAUUCUAUCCAACAAUAAGAAUGGAAAAUACAGUAUCGCAUCCAUACUGGUCAUAACUGUAGGGGGAGUUGUUGUAACUAUAAUCCUAGUUAGCUUAGCGGCAAUUGUCACCCUUAUUUUGAUUAAACGCCAGCAAAACAUCACAACAGCUGCAGCAUUGAACAAAAGGUUUCCACAAACCUUUCAAAGCAAUAUCGAGGCUCAGCACUUGUUGGAACCGGAAGAUGCCUAAAAGGCAGCUAUUUUUGUUUUUAAUUUGUUUUAUUUAACCAUGAUUUUAAUUUCACUGGGUACACUGGCCCACAAAAAGUUUGCUUUUUAAAACAAAAAAUAGUCAAACUCAGAACUCUUUGGUGUCUCAGAACUAGUAACUUUAUUAGUGUUUAUUUGUCC